Botrytis fragariae is the source of this 357-nucleotide messenger RNA. RefSeq lists its product as uncharacterized. Bases 1 to 357 code for a protein of 118 amino acids. Lineage: Eukaryota; Fungi; Ascomycota; Leotiomycetes; Helotiales; Sclerotiniaceae. The transcript is spliced from 4 exons. The record is from RefSeq and is a predicted model, not a curated record.
AUGCUCAUUCAUAGCGAAGUCCCACCAUGCCUAGUUUCCAAACCCUCAUCGAAAAUGACCCGCACCAAGAACUUCAACCAUCGCAAUCGAUCAGACCGUGAGAGACAAUUGCCCCGAAGAGUUAUUAUUCCUCGAGAGGUUAGCGAUAAGCUCGCAUCACCCACAAUCCUCCCCGCUGUCAAAGUCAAUUUUUUGAACAGCAGAAACGCAGAAUUAGUCGCGUGGAAGACGUUUCAGGAAGCCGUGAGAGCACAAGCAAGAGCGAUUGCUGCGUAUCAGAACGCCGUCAGUGACUUCAAGUUGGUAUGGGAAGAGAUUCGAAGUGAGGAUGCGGUCAUGAAAUCUGCAACGGUUUGA